Molecule: messenger RNA, 12206 nt
Organism: Chinchilla lanigera (long-tailed chinchilla)
Lineage: Eukaryota; Metazoa; Chordata; Mammalia; Rodentia; Chinchillidae
Gene: Nf1
Product: neurofibromin 1
Exons: 58
Coding region: 196-8721 (2841 amino acids)
Biological process (GO): regulation of GTPase activity
Source: RefSeq, a predicted model, not a curated record
CGCCCCCUUCCCCUCUCCCCCACCCGGCUGGGCGCAGAGUCCCCCAUCCCCACCCCCGUGGGAACGUUCGGAGCCUGCACUCCUCCGAGCCUCGGCUCGCCCCUUCCCUCACCUCAGCCCCCGCUGCCCGCCCUCUUCCCGGCCCUGGGCGCCCGCCGCCCAGUCCCUCCGCCGCCCCCCGGCCGCGGGGAGGACAUGGCCGCGCACAGGCCGGUGGAAUGGGUCCAGGCCGUGGUCAGCCGCUUCGACGAGCAGCUUCCAAUAAAAACAGGACAGCAAAAUACCCAUACCAAAGUCAGUACUGAACACAACAAGGAGUGUCUAAUCAAUAUUUCCAAAUACAAGUUUUCUUUGGUUAUAAGCGGCCUCACUACUAUCUUAAAGAAUGUUAACAAUAUGAGGAUAUUUGGAGAAGCUGCUGAAAAAAAUUUAUAUCUCUCUCAAUUGAUUAUAUUGGAUACACUGGAAAAAUGUCUUGCUGGGCAACCAAAGGACACAAUGAGAUUAGAUGAAACAAUGCUGGUCAAACAGUUGCUGCCAGAAAUCUGCCACUUUCUUCAUACUUGUCGUGAAGGGAACCAACAUGCAGCUGAACUUCGGAAUUCUGCCUCUGGGGUUUUAUUUUCUCUUAGCUGCAACAACUUCAAUGCAGUCUUUAGUCGAAUUUCUACCAGGUUACAGGAAUUGACUGUUUGUUCAGAAGACAAUGUUGAUGUCCAUGAUAUAGAGUUACUACAGUAUAUCAAUGUGGAUUGUGCAAAAUUAAAACGACUCCUGAAGGAAAUAGCAUUUAAAUUUAAAGCCCUAAAGAAGGUUGCACAGUUAGCAGUUAUAAAUAGCCUGGAGAAGGCCUUUUGGAACUGGGUAGAAAAUUAUCCAGAUGAAUUUACAAAGCUAUACCAGAUUCCACAGACUGAUAUGGCUGAAUGUGCAGAAAAGCUGUUUGACUUGGUGGAUGGCUUUGCUGAAAGCACCAAACGGAAAGCAGCAGUUUGGCCAUUGCAAAUCAUUCUCCUUAUUUUGUGUCCAGAAAUAAUCCAGGACAUAUCUAAGGACGUGGUUGAUGAAAACAACAUAAAUAAGAAGUUGUUUCUGGACAGUCUCCGAAAAGCACUUGCUGGCCAUGGAGGAAGUAGGCAGCUGACAGAAAGUGCUGCAAUUGCUUGUGUCAAAUUGUGUAAAGCUAGUACUUACAUCAACUGGGAAGAUAACUCCGUGAUUUUCCUGUUAGUUCAGUCCAUGGUGGUUGAUCUUAAGAACCUACUUUUUAAUCCAACUAAACCAUUCUCAAGAGGUAGUCAGCCUGCGGAUGUGGAUCUAAUGAUUGAUUGCCUUGUUUCUUGCUUUCGUAUAAGCCCUCAGAACAACCAACACUUUAAGAUCUGCUUGGCUCAGAAUUCACCAUCUACAUUUCAUUAUGUGCUGGUAAAUUCACUCCAUCGAAUCAUCACCAAUUCUGCAUUGGAUUGGUGGCCUAAGAUUGAUGCUGUAUAUUGUCACUCAGUUGAACUUCGAAAUAUGUUUGGUGAGACACUCCAUAAAGCAGUGCAGGGUUGUGGAGCACAUCCAGCAAUACGAAUGGCACCGAGUCUUACAUUUAAGGAAAAAGUGACAAGCCUUAAAUUUAAAGAAAAACCUACAGACCUAGAGACAAGAAGCUAUAAGUAUCUUCUCUUAUCCAUGGUGAAACUGAUUCAUGCAGAUCCAAAGCUCUUGCUCUGUAAUCCAAGGAAACAAGGGCCUGAAACUCCAGGCAGUACAGCUGAAUUAAUUACAGGGCUCGUCCAGUUGGUCCCUCAGUCACACAUGCCAGAGAUUGCUCAGGAAGCAAUGGAGGCUUUGCUGGUUCUUCAUCAGCUAGACAGCAUUGAUUUAUGGAAUCCCGAUGCUCCUGUAGAAACAUUUUGGGAGAUCAGUUCCCAAAUGCUUUUUUACAUCUGCAAGAAACUAACUAGUCAUCAAAUGCUUAGUAGCACAGAAAUUCUCAAGUGGUUACGAGAAAUUUUGAUCUGCAGGAAUAAAUUUCUUCUUAAAAAUAAGCAGGCAGAUAGAAGCUCCUGUCACUUUCUCUUCCUUUAUGGAGUAGGAUGUGAUGUUCCUGCUAGUGGAAAUACCACUCAGAUGUCCAUGGAUCAUGAUGAAUUACUACGUGCCUGUACUCCUGGAGCAUCUCUGCGAAAGGGGAAAGGAAACUCCUCCAUGGAUAGUGCAGCAGGGUACAGUGGAACCCCACCAAUAUGCCGCCAGGCCCAGACCAAACUCGAAGUGGCCCUGUACAUGUUUCUGUGGAGCCCUGACACGGAAGCCGUCCUGGUCGCUAUGUCGUGUUUCCGCCACCUCUGUGAGGAAGCUGACAUCCGGUGUGGGGUGGAUGAGGUGUCAGUGCACAACUUCUUGCCCAACUACAACACGUUCAUGGAGUUCGCCUCUGUCAGCAGCAUGAUGUCAACAGGAAGAGCAGCACUUCAGAAACGAGUGAUGGCACUGCUAAGGCGCAUCGAGCACCCCACUGCAGGAAACACUGAGGCUUGGGAAGAUACACAUGCAAAAUGGGAACAAGCUACAAAACUAAUCCUGAACUAUCCUAAAGCCAAAAUGGAAGAUGGCCAGGCUGCUGAAAGUCUUCAUAAGACCAUUGUUAAGAGACGAAUGUCCCAUGUGAGUGGAGGCGGAUCUAUAGAUUUAUCUGAUACAGACUCCCUGCAGGAGUGGAUCAACAUGACUGGCUUCCUUUGUGCACUUGGAGGAGUGUGCCUGCAGCAGAGAAGCAAUUCUGGUCUCGCAACCUAUAGCCCACCCAUGGGCCCAGUUAGCGAACGUAAAGGUUCCAUGAUUUCAGUGAUGUCUUCAGAGGGAAAUGCAGAUACACCUGUCAGCAAAUUUAUGGAUCGGCUGCUAUCCUUAAUGGUGUGUAACCAUGAGAAAGUGGGACUUCAAAUACGGAGCAAUGUUAAGGAUCUGGUGGGUCUAGAGUUGAGUCCUGCUCUCUAUCCAAUGCUAUUUAACAAAUUGAAGAAUACCAUCAGCAAGUUUUUUGACUCCCAAGGACAGGUUUUAUUGACUGACACCAAUACUCAGUUUGUAGAGCAAACCAUAGCUAUCAUGAAGAACUUACUGGAUAAUCAUACUGAAGGCAGCUCUGAACAUCUGGGGCAAGCUAGCAUUGAAACAAUGAUGUUAAAUCUGGUCAGAUAUGUUCGUGUGCUUGGGAAUAUGGUCCAUGCAAUUCAAAUAAAAACAAAACUUUGUCAGUUAGUUGAAGUUAUGAUGGCAAGGAGAGAUGACCUCUCAUUUUGUCAAGAGAUGAAAUUUAGGAAUAAAAUGGUAGAAUACCUGACGGACUGGGUUAUGGGAACAUCAAACCAAGCAGCAGAUGAUGAUGUAAAAUGUCUUACAAGAGAUUUGGACCAGGCAAGCAUGGAAGCAGUAGUUUCACUCCUCGCUGGUCUUCCGCUGCAACCUGAGGAAGGAGAUGGUGUGGAAUUGAUGGAAGCCAAAUCACAGUUAUUUCUUAAGUACUUCACCUUAUUUAUGAACCUUUUGAAUGACUGUAGUGAAGUUGAAGAUGAAAAUGCACAAACAGGUGGCAGGAAACGUGGCAUGUCUCGAAGACUGGCAUCCCUGAGGCACUGUACAGUCCUAGCAAUGUCAAACUUACUUAAUGCUAAUGUGGACAGCGGCCUCAUGCACUCCAUAGGUUUAGGUUAUCACAAGGAUCUCCAGACAAGAGCUACAUUUAUGGAAGUUCUGACAAAAAUCCUUCAACAAGGAACAGAAUUUGACACACUUGCAGAAACGGUGUUAGCAGAUCGAUUUGAGAGACUUGUGGAAUUGGUCACAAUGAUGGGGGAUCAGGGAGAGCUUCCUAUAGCUAUGGCUCUGGCCAAUGUGGUCCCUUGUUCUCAGUGGGAUGAACUAGCUCGAGUUCUGGUUACUCUGUUUGAUUCUCGGCAUUUACUGUACCAGCUACUCUGGAACAUGUUUUCUAAGGAAGUCGAAUUGGCAGACUCCAUGCAAACUCUUUUUCGAGGCAACAGCUUGGCGAGUAAAAUAAUGACAUUCUGUUUCAAGGUCUAUGGUGCUACCUACCUACAAAAACUCCUGGAUCCUCUAUUACGAAUUGUUAUCACAUCCUCUGACUGGCAACAUGUUAGCUUUGAAGUGGAUCCCACCAGGUUAGAACCAUCAGAGAGUCUUGAGGAAAACCAGCGGAACCUCCUUCAGAUGACUGAAAAGUUCUUCCAUGCCAUUAUCAGUUCCUCCUCAGAGUUCCCUCCUCAGCUUCGAAGUGUGUGCCACUGUUUAUAUCAGGCAACUUGCCACUCCCUACUGAAUAAAGCUACAGUAAAAGAAAAAAAGGAAAACAAAAAAUCAGUGGUUAGCCAGCGUUUCCCUCAGAACAGCAUCGGUGCAGUAGGAAGUGCCAUGUUCCUCAGAUUUAUUAAUCCUGCCAUUGUCUCACCAUAUGAAGCAGGGAUUUUAGAUAAAAAGCCACCACCUAGAAUCGAAAGGGGCUUGAAGUUAAUGUCAAAGAUACUUCAGAGUAUUGCCAAUCAUGUUCUCUUCACAAAGGAAGAGCAUAUGCGACCUUUUAAUGAUUUUGUGAAAAGCAACUUUGAUGCAGCACGAAGGUUUUUCCUUGAUAUAGCAUCAGAUUGUCCCACAAGUGAUGCUGUAAAUCAUAGUCUUUCCUUCAUCAGUGAUGGCAAUGUGCUUGCUUUACAUCGUCUGCUUUGGAACAAUCAGGAAAAAAUUGGCCAGUAUCUUUCCAGCAACAGGGAUCAUAAAGCUGUUGGAAGACGACCUUUCGAUAAGAUGGCAACACUUCUUGCAUACCUCGGUCCUCCAGAGCACAAGCCUGUGGCAGAUACACAUUGGUCAAGCCUUAACCUUACCAGUUCCAAGUUUGAGGAAUUUAUGACUAGACAUCAAGUACAUGAAAAAGAAGAGUUUAAGGCUUUGAAAACAUUAAGUAUUUUCUACCAAGCUGGCACUUCCAAAGCUGGGAAUCCCAUUUUUUAUUAUGUUGCACGGAGGUUCAAAACUGGUCAAAUCAAUGGUGAUUUGCUGAUAUAUCACGUCUUGCUGACUUUAAAGCCAUAUUAUGCAAAGCCAUAUGAAAUUGUAGUGGACCUUACCCAUACUGGGCCUAGCAAUCGCUUCAAAACAGACUUUCUUUCCAAGUGGUUUGUUGUUUUUCCUGGCUUUGCUUAUGACAAUGUCUCUGCAGUGUAUAUCUAUAACUGUAACUCCUGGGUUAGGGAGUACACCAAGUAUCACGAGCGGCUGCUGACUGGCCUCAAAGGCAGCAAGAGACUAAUUUUCAUAGAUUGUCCUGGGAAACUGGCUGAACACAUAGAGCAUGAUCAACAGAAACUGCCUGCUGCCACGUUAGCUUUGGAAGAGGAUCUGAAGGUGUUCCAUAAUGCUCUCAAGCUAGCCCACAAAGAUACCAAAGUUUCUAUUAAGGUUGGUUCUACUGCUGUUCAGGUAACAUCAGCAGAGAGAACAAAAGUCCUGGGGCAAUCAGUCUUUCUAAACGACAUCUACUAUGCCUCAGAAAUUGAAGAAAUCUGCCUUGUGGAUGAGAACCAGUUUACCUUAACCAUUGCCAACCAGGGCACACCGCUCACCUUCAUGCACCAGGAGUGCGAAGCCAUCGUCCAGUCUAUCAUUCAUAUCCGGACCCGCUGGGAGCUGUCACAGCCUGACUCCAUCCCCCAGCACACCAAGAUCCGGCCAAAAGAUGUCCCCGGGACACUGCUUAAUAUUGCAUUACUUAAUUUAGGCAGUUCAGACCCUAGUUUACGGUCAGCUGCCUAUAAUCUUCUGUGUGCCUUAACUUGUACCUUUAAUUUAAAAAUCGAGGGCCAGUUACUAGAGACAUCAGGUUUAUGUAUCCCAGCCAACAACACCCUCUUUAUUGUCUCUAUUAGUAAAACACUGGCAGCCAAUGAGCCACACCUCACGUUAGAAUUUUUGGAAGAGUGUAUUUCUGGAUUUAGCAAAUCUAGUAUUGAAUUGAAGCACCUUUGUCUGGAAUAUAUGACCCCCUGGCUGUCAAAUCUGGUCCGUUUUUGUAAGCAUAAUGAUGAUGCCAAACGACAGAGGGUUACUGCUAUUCUUGAUAAGCUGAUAACAAUGACCAUCAAUGAGAAACAGAUGUAUCCAUCUAUUCAAGCAAAAAUAUGGGGGAGUCUCGGGCAGAUUACAGAUCUGCUUGAUGUUGUACUAGACAGUUUCAUCAAAACCAGUGCAACUGGUGGCUUGGGAUCAAUAAAAGCCGAGGUGAUGGCAGAUACUGCUGUAGCUUUAGCUUCUGGAAAUGUGAAGCUGGUUUCAAGCAAGGUCAUUGGGAGGAUGUGCAAAAUAAUUGACAAGACAUGCUUAUCUCCAACUCCUACCUUAGAACAACAUCUGAUGUGGGACGAUAUUGCUAUUUUAGCCCGCUACAUGCUGAUGCUGUCCUUCAACAAUUCCCUUGAUGUGGCAGCUCAUCUCCCCUACCUCUUCCAUGUUGUUACUUUCUUAGUAGCCACAGGCCCAUUGUCCCUUAGAGCUUCCACUCAUGGAUUGGUCAUUAAUAUCAUCCACUCUCUGUGUACUUGUUCACAGCUUCACUUUAGUGAAGAAACCAAGCAAGUUUUGAGACUCAGUCUAACAGAGUUCUCAUUACCCAAAUUUUACUUGCUGUUUGGCAUUAGCAAAGUUAAGUCAGCAGCUGUCAUAGCCUUCCGAUCCAGUUACCGAGACAGGUCCUUCUCUCCUGGCUCCUAUGAGAGGGAGACUUUUGCAUUAACAUCCUUAGAAACAGUCACAGAAGCUCUGUUGGAGAUCAUGGAGGCUUGUAUGAGAGAUAUUCCAACAUGCAAAUGGCUGGACCAGUGGACAGAACUAGCGCAAAGAUUUGCAUUCCAGUACAAUCCAUCCCUGCAACCAAGAGCUCUUGUGGUCUUUGGCUGUAUUAGCAAACGAGUGUCUCACGGGCAGAUAAAGCAGAUAAUCCGUAUUCUUAGCAAGGCACUGGAGAGCUGCUUAAAAGGACCUGAUACUUAUAACAGUCAAGUUCUGAUAGAAGCUACAGUAAUAGCACUAACCAAAUUACAGCCACUUCUCAAUAAGGACUCCCCUCUGCACAGAGCCCUGUUCUGGGUGGCGGUGGCUGUGCUGCAGCUGGAUGAGGUCAACUUGUAUUCAGCAGGCACUGCCCUUCUGGAACAAAACCUGCACACCUUAGAUAGUCUCCGAAUAUUCAAUGACAAGAGUCCAGAAGAAGUAUUUAUGGCUAUCCGAAACCCUCUGGAGUGGCACUGUAAGCAAAUGGAUCAUUUUGUCGGACUCAAUUUCAACUCUAACUUUAACUUUGCACUGGUCGGACAUCUUCUAAAAGGGUACAGGCAUCCUUCACCUGCCAUUGUGGCAAGAACAGUAAGAAUUUUGCACACACUGUUAACUCUGGUUAAUAAACACAGAAAUUGUGACAAAUUUGAGGUGAAUACACAGAGCGUGGCUUACCUAGCAGCUUUACUCACAGUGUCUGAAGAGGUUCGAAGUCGCUGCAGCCUAAAACACAGAAAGUCCCUUCUUCUUACUGAUAUUUCAAUGGACAACGUUCCUAUGGAUAUAUAUCCCAUUCAUCACGGUGACCCCAGCUAUCGGGCACUAAAGGAAAACCAACCAUGGUCCUCUCCCAAAGGUUCUGAAGGAUACCUUGCAGCCACCUAUCCAACUGUGGGCCAGACCAGUCCCCGAGCCAGGAAAUCCAUGAGCUUGGACAUGGGGCAGCCUUCUCAGGCCAACACGAAGAAGUUGCUUGGAACAAGGAAAAGUUUUGAUCACUUGAUAUCAGACACAAAGGCUCCUAAAAGGCAAGAAAUGGAAUCAGGGAUCACAACACCCCCCAAAAUGAGAAGAGUAGCAGAAACUGAUUAUGAAAUGGAAACUCAAAGGGUUUCCUCGUCACAGCAGCACCCACAUUUACGUAAAGUUUCAGUGUCUGAAUCGAAUGUUCUUUUGGAUGAAGAAGUACUUACUGAUCCGAAGAUCCAAGCGCUUCUUCUUACCGUUCUAGCAACGCUGGUAAAAUAUACUACGGAUGAAUUUGAUCAACGAAUUCUUUAUGAAUAUUUAGCAGAGGCCAGCGUUGUGUUCCCCAAAGUAUUUCCUGUUGUGCACAAUUUGUUGGACUCUAAGAUCAACACCUUGUUGUCAUUAUGCCAAGAUCCAAAUUUGUUAAAUCCAAUCCAUGGAAUCGUGCAGAGCGUGGUGUACCAUGAAGAGUCCCCACCACAGUACCAAACAUCCUACCUGCAAAGUUUUGGUUUUAAUGGCCUGUGGCGGUUUGCAGGACCCUUUUCAAAGCAAACACAAAUCCCAGACUAUGCUGAGCUUAUUGUUAAGUUUCUUGAUGCCUUGAUUGACACGUACUUGCCUGGAAUUGAUGAAGAAACCAGUGAGGAGUCCCUCCUGACACCCACAUCUCCUUACCCUCCUGCACUGCAGAGCCAGCUUAGUAUCACUGCCAACCUUAACCUCUCUAAUUCCAUGACCUCACUUGCAACUUCCCAGCAUUCCCCAGGAAUCGACAAGGAGAACGUUGAACUCUCCCCCACCACUGGCCACUGUAAUAGUGGACGAACUCGCCACGGAUCCGCAAGCCAAGUGCAGAAGCAAAGAAGCGCUGGCAGUUUCAAACGUAAUAGCAUUAAGAAGAUCAUGUGAAGCUUUCUUUUUUUCAUUUUUCAAACCAGCGUAACAUGGGCUCUUCACUAGUGACCACUUCCCUGACUGUGCCCCGACCCCAUAUGUUGCAAUGCUGCACUUCAUGUUUUAUAAUGGAUCCAUCUAGUCUGCCGUGUCGCCCAAUGUUCAACUCCUGGAAGCAUUGCCUAAAUUUAAUGCUGCUUUUUUUUUUUUUUUAACUUUUUUUCCUUCUGCUUUUGGUGUGUAUCUGAUAUAAGCAAGUGUUCGGAACAACUACAGAGAAAGUGGGAGGUGAGGAAACUUGAGCUGAGAACACCCCGAUUUUGUGAGAGAGGAUGAAUUCUUGAAUACUGCUACUACUGGCCAGCUAUGAAAGCCAUUUGCACAGAGCUCUGCCUUCUUCGUUUGUCCCUUCAUCGUACAAAGUACAGUUUUAGUCUUAGUUACCUACUUUUCAAGAUAAGAGUUUGUGGGACGAGUAAUAUUAUAACCCCAGUACGUUUAAUCUGAUAUUUAGCUGUGGACUUUUUUUUACCUUAGAAACUGAAGGAACCACAGAGGUCAGACCACAGGGACUUCACCCCAUAAAGCCGCAGGCGAGGUCCUUUGGGGGUGGGAGUAAUUAGUAUUUUGUAGUAGAUUCUUAAGAAAUACUAACAUUUGAGGAUUAGCAAUAACUAUGGGAAAACAAACGUGACUACAUAUGUCUUAACAGUACUGAAUUCAAGCUGUGGUUUUUGAGACCUUAUCCAAACUCAGUAAUCUAAACUGGUUUCUUUCUUUCUCCGGUUGAUUACCAUUUAAUCUUUAAAUAUGCUAACAGUGUUGUCCUUUUGUUUUUGGUUUUUGUAAGCCAAAACUAUAUUAAGCAUAGUAAUUAUACCUUUUUUUGCCUCUUCCACUUCUUUCCAAAUAAUUCUGAGCAGGGUAAUUAGCAAAGUGCUGAAAAUGGUUCCCGAAAGGUAAUUUUCUUAGAUGUUUGCAUUAGCUGCAUAGCAAAAUGGAAUGGUACGCAAUUUUUAGAGUAGCUGAUAAGUUUAUUUUGUUAAAUAAUUUCCAGGAAACAGAGUAUGCUGUAUGUCAUUGUAAAAUUCUUUGAUGUAUUUUAAAAAUCCUUUACUCUUUCCCCGCUCCUUAAAAAUAUCAAGAAUCUCUUUUAAACAUUUGGAUUCUAUAGGAUAGAAUUGCAUCUAAUCACUGUGAAAAGUCUGGUCAGCCUGAAUUAGUGUGACAGUGGGCGAGCCUUAGAGUUGCUGCUAUACUGAAUGGUAUGGAUUUUCAUGGCAUAGGAAUCUCCCCAGUAAUGCAGAUCCCGUUUCUUUGUGGUACCUGCAGUGCGCAAAGUAAUUUUGCUUCAGCAAGCACAUUAAUAUCUGGAUGUUCGAAUUUAGGACUAAACUCUAUUUAUUUCAAAAGGGUACACUCCUCCCAGGUUCUCUUUACAUGUUAAGAUGUAACGGCUUUGGGAGGGGAGAAAAGAAACCGAGGGGAAAGGGGGUCCUGUAGUGUUAGUUCAUUAGUGGGUUUCAGUAAAUUAAAUUCCACAGCUAAUUCAGUAAGUAAUGGUACAUUUAAGUGUUCUCAUUAAUAAUAUAACACAUUUUACACUUAUCCACACAGUAACAAUGUAAUAUGUUAAUGUAAAUAAAAUUGCUUUUGAUAUUCAGAAAUAAUAAGAAUUUAAUUUUUUUAUUUUGUUUACAGACCUGGGAAAAUUAAGAACCAUUUGCCAAAAUAAAAGGAAAAAAAAAACUUUAGCAUUAAUAAUGAUUUAAACAUAGAAUUGUUGGAAAAUACUGAAGGCAGGUGCAAUUAACUAAGCUUUCAUUUCUGAAUUACUGUAGAGGCUGCAUUAGAGUAAGUGUUCCUAAUAACAGAGCAGCUGCAAUUGUAAAGAAGCUCAGAACUGAUGUAGAAGUAGAUCGGCGACACAGUGCCAAGGGUGCCGAGCUCCCACUGCGGCCGUGCUUCUGGGAUGUGGUGUCACAGCUUCUCGGCUCCUAGAGCCGCAGGCAGUGAGAGCCUUUAAUAAUGUUGGUUCAAUAUUUUUACUGUUUUUGUUGAUUCGGUGCAUAUGAUGGUGGGGGUAGUGCGUUUUUGCUUCUCCCAUCAAAAUAGAGAAACUUCCAAAGGUUUACUAUUAAAAAUAUCGACCUUUCCAUAAACAAGUUUACAAAAGUAUGAUGUUUCUUAAAUUAUUUCCCUCUGGUGUAAUGAAUGAAAUGAAUCCACUUGAAGUACCUCAUGAAAUGAUCAGCGUUGCACAAUUCAGAAUUGAGCCUUCUUUGAACUGCAAAAAUACUUUUGACCAGUAUGUACUGAAAGUGUACUGGAAUUUGAAAAGUUAACUAAGGUUUAGAAUUCAUCUUCUUUAAAGAACUUCUAACUUUUGAGGGAAAAAAAAAAAGCUUUCCAAAUGAAAUGAAAAUGAGCUAAAUCCCUCAUCCAUAUUCUUCCCCUGAGAAAUGAAAUACUUUUUUAGUCCUUAUACUUGUUCUACAUUUCCUGUUUUAUAUAAUUUGAUGUAAGAGCUGUCAUUUGUUUUAGGUUUGUAGAUGUUUCCCCCGACUUUAAAGAGGAAAACAAUAACUUGGUCACGUUGUUGUUGUGCUCCUGUUCCGGGCUGCGCUUCUUUGCCAGCACGGGUACAGGCCCCUGUCCUCCGACGGUCACUCGUGCCGGCUCCUUACUCCCUGAGCCAGGCACCAGGACACCACCGGGGACAGCCAGCCUCUGCGCCAUGGACUCAAGUCCUCAUGGUGGGAACGGAGGAUGAGCUUGCAAUCCUAGUUUGUGUGUUUUGGGGGUUUCCAGUUUCCUUUGGGGUUUUUGUUGGUUUUUUUGUUUUGUUUUGUUUUUUUGUUUUUUUGUGUGUUUUUUUUCUUAUUUUUCUGUUUUGUGUUUUGGCUUUUGUUUCUACUUUUACACAUUUUCCCACCCCCCAGGCAUAAUGAGGCAUGUCUUAUUCGAUAUUAUGCAAUGGACCUAUACAAAAAUUCACUUAGUGUCAGCCACACCAUUUUUUAAUGCAGUAUAUUCACCUGUAAAUAGUUUGUGUAAAAUUUGACAGAAAAGUAUAUUUACUACACUGUAAAUACAUGUGAUGAUAUAUUGUAUUAUUUCGCUUUUUUUGUAAAGCAGUUAGUUGCUGUACAUGGAUAACAAAAAUUUGAUUAUUCUCGUGUUAGUACUGUUAACUUCUUCCUACGACUGCGUUACAUCAUUUAAAGAAAAUGCUGUGUAUUGUAAACUCACAUUGUAUAUGAGAACUUACCCUCCUUCCCAGUGGGCUAAACUUCGACAGUUCCUUGUCUAUAACCUUGUUCAUAUUGUAAGCAGUUGUAUGCCAGCAGGAAAAAUACUGCCCAACAGACAAGAUCGACCACUGUAGGGGAAAUUCAUAGAAAUCUGUCUCGGACCAUUGUUCCCCACUCCAUUUGCGUCCCGUGUAUGUACUCCCCUCCCCCUUUUUUAAAGUAAAAUGUAAAUUCAAUCCACUCUAA